AUGGCUCCACCAGGUGACAUCCUAUCGGACCCUGACAUUGCGCAAGCCUACGAGGAUGUGCGUUCCGACAAAUCAGAGACCACGUGGCUAGUUCUCAAGUAUGCGUCUGCAACAUCGGAUUCCCUGAAACUGGACAAGACCGGCACCGGCGACAUUGCGGAGAUGACGGAGACGCUGGGAAAUGACGAGGCGGCGUAUGCGUAUGUGAGAAUGAAGUUGGGAAAUGAUGAAUAUUCCGAACGGACAAAAUUCGUCUUCAUCGUCUGGCAGGGUCCUCAAACGAAGAUCAUGCGGAAAGCGAAGAUGAGCUUUCAAAGCGGAGAGGUCAAGAAAGUCAUCAGAACAUACGCGGUGGAAGUCCAAACUAGUGACAAGAACGAACUUAAGGCUGAUGCAGUUACCAUGAAGCUGCGGAAAGCCAUGGGUGCGAAUUGUGAGUCCAAUCCUUACCAACACGAUUACUCAAGCACUCCCCCUCUCCCUCAUCAUUCAACACAUGAAGCUUGGUGUUGGCUUUUUGUUAACUUGUAUGCUUUAUAG
Messenger RNA from Didymosphaeria variabile, 540 nucleotides. RefSeq lists its product as uncharacterized. Gene Ontology annotation, biological process: regulation of actin filament polymerization. Gene Ontology annotation, cellular component: actin filament; plasma membrane; site of polarized growth. The coding region runs from base 1 to 540 and encodes 179 amino acids. The transcript is spliced from 2 exons. The record is from RefSeq and is a predicted model, not a curated record. Gene Ontology annotation, molecular function: actin filament binding. Lineage: Eukaryota; Fungi; Ascomycota; Dothideomycetes; Pleosporales; Didymosphaeriaceae.